This is a messenger RNA of Cydia splendana, 836 nucleotides long. RefSeq lists its product as uncharacterized. The transcript has 6 exons. The record is from RefSeq and is a predicted model, not a curated record. Bases 157 to 636 code for a protein of 159 amino acids. NCBI's taxonomy places the organism in Eukaryota, Metazoa, Arthropoda, Insecta, Lepidoptera, Tortricidae.
UAUAACAUACGUCAAGCAACGUCAUUUAUUGUUUAAAUUUAUUGUGGAAACUGUUAAAAAUCUCAUUAAAUUUAUAAAAGAUACUAUAAUAUUUUGUUUUAUAAUAAAUUUCUGUAAUGCGCAGGCGUGGGCAACAUUUUGUUUAAACAUGGGAAGAUGUUACCGCGUGUUGGCCGCUACGACCGGCAGGUUGUGAACAGGAGGCUUCUCGCGUCAUUGUUCGCCGCUACGAAGCUCGUGCACAGUGCCGCUGUAAUGAAUGAGAACAUUGAUCAUCACACAGUACAGAAAGUAAUGUUGGGACAUGGUUUUAAUAUAAGACAACCCACGCCUACGCCAAGUAUGUUUGAAAAUUUGGACCCCAAAAGCGCGCUGGAGACGUUCAGCGUUUGGCUACGGGAGCAUGAAGAGGGACAGGUAAUGCUGGCAAGUGUGAUCGUGGUGAUCGGGAUCUGGUGGUUCGUGCGCACCAUCCUGUCGUUGGUCCUCAAUCUGAUCUGCCCGCUUUUGGUCGUGACCUUGGCUGUGAUUUGUGUACCGCAACUGCGACGCCCGCUUAUGGGUGAGAAUUAUCCACUACUCGCAAACCUCCUGAGAAACAUCUUGCUGAAGUUAGCUGAGAACUUAAGAACCUGACGGUUGACGAGGACAUAUAAAUGGAUUGCAAUUCAAUCCUCGACGAAUCCGUAACAAAAACUCUUCCAUUUCCAACAUAAAUUGCAAUGAAUAAGAUGAAUUCACACAUUCAUCAGUCGAGACUGGAAUAUGUAAGUGCCUGUAAAUUGUAAAAGCGUGUAAAUAUGAAAUUCGCAAAGUAGUAAAUGCCUCAAAUUUGA